AUGUCUGGUAACACUCCCAACACCCCCUAUCCUCCCCAGAAUGCCUGGCCAUUCUCUUCUGGCACUCCCGCGAUGGUCAAUGCUGGUGCUCCGAAUCCUUCUUUGAACCAGGCCUCGAUAAUCAACGGCAAUGCUCAGGCUCUCACAAACAACCAAGUCCAGUCCAUGCAGCCUUAUGACAAUGGUCAGAGCCAUGUGGGAAUGGAAAACAUGCCCGUCCGAGACCCCUUUGGCUAUUACAAGAUUCCCAUCGGGACCAAUGAUCAGUCCAGCCCUACGAGAAACUAUCAGGCCCAGAUCGUCAACGGCUCGAUUCCGCGUGGCGCGCCACACUCAACCACGGCCUAUGACCGCCAACCUCAAACUCAGUUCAGCAUGCCAGGUUCCAGCAUGGGCGGUCAGGGUUCUGCCCGUCUCAACUCUGCUGCUACCCCCUUCGCUCCUGUUCAGGCUAAUGUCACUCCACAUGGCAAUAUGCCCUUCCCGUCUCCGAUGGGCAUGAUGCAAAACCCUCAGAUGAUGCUUUGGAUGACUCAGAUGGCUCAGAGGGGCAUGAUGCCGACCUCUCUUAUGGCCGAUAUGGGCUUGCAACAGAGCUCCCUGCCCGAGCCUGCUGCCCCAAAGCCCAAGCGCGGUCGACCUGCCAAGCCUGGCAACGCUGCUUCCAAACGCCGUAACAAACCUGUCAACAACAGCGCCGCAGCCAAACUGGCGAAUCGUCUAGAAGUUGUUGCCCAUGGCGUGACACUUCCAUUAGACGUCGCGAAGGAGGUGGACAUGACCCCCCGACCUCAGCCAAAAUACCCAGCUACCGACUUCCUCAAUGCCCAUGAACAAUACCCAAUUGUCCCACGUACCUCUACUACGGGAGGUCUCGCAACUUCAGAAGACCCUACUACAGAGCAGCUGAUCCAUCUUCCAACUCCUCCCCAGAGCUCCCCCACAGUUCAACCUACCCAUCAGCCUCCUUUGACUAAGAACGAGAAGUAUCUUCGCCAAGCUAAGCGAAAUGGCGUCACCCCCCAUCCCAGUAAGCGCCGCGUCGUUCGUAUUGAGCGGAAUGAUCCUCAACUAGAGUACGAUGGAAUGGGAGAACCUAUAACUCCUCCUUCUGACGCGUACUCCAGUGAGUCUUCCCUUACUUCUUCAUUGGCUGAUUCUAACAAGCCAGUUUACUAUGUUCCAACUUCUGAUGCACACAAGAACGAGGAAGUUGACAAAGCUUUGAUUGACCGUUUCGUGGAGGAGCUUCGAGAUGAGAAGGCGGCUGGUAAGCAGGCCAAGCAGGCCAAGAACACGACGCCAACAGGCCAGGUCAAUGUCAGAAAGCAACGCAAACCCACAACAGCCGAUGCUUUUAAGACUGGUGCUACUGACGCUUUCACUACCGGUCAAGAUUUCAUGGAGCAGCCCUUUGCUGCCACUGGCGAAGAGGAUCCAAAUGAGGAGUUUAGGUCGACCUAUGAGGCGCUGAGAAAAUUCCUUGACAUGGACGAAUGCAGCGGCCCCCCCGACAAGCCCUCCGACUCCUGCGACUCCUCCAACACGGCUUCUCUCUUUGACAUCGCCCGGCUUACCCCAGAGCCUAACCAAAUUGCUACCGCCUCGUUCGAAAAUUCUCUGACUGAUCCUGCUUUGUUUGGUGAUCAUCUCGGGGAAUUUGAUAACUACCUGAACAACAAUGGGAAUGUGUCCUUCUUUGACCAUGAGCCUAGCUCAGGAGGAUACGUGCCCAAUUGGGAUGAACCAUUUGCAGACAUGUCCCAGGCCAACUCUACUGGCACAACCAUUACCACUAUUGCUACAACUACUGCAUUCACCGAAAGUACUACCGGCGCCCAAAAGCGCAAGGCGAGCGAUGAUGAAAUUAUUGCGGCAAACAAGAAGACUCGCACUGAAUCAUAG
This is a messenger RNA of Fusarium venenatum, 1905 nucleotides long. RefSeq lists its product as uncharacterized. Lineage: Eukaryota; Fungi; Ascomycota; Sordariomycetes; Hypocreales; Nectriaceae. The record is from RefSeq and is a predicted model, not a curated record.